GCAACGUCGCCGUGCUCGUUUUUAAGUGUUGGAAAAGCGAAGAGGCACAUCCUUGGUGGCCAGUGGCCACACUAAACCCGGUUGUUGACAAAAUGUUGGAUACGAAAACCUCCGAUUUAGAUGAUUUUAAUGCACCUGAUUUGAAUUUUGAACAAUUGUCCAAAGUGUUAUUGAGCCUCCAUCCGCUGCAGCGGUGGAGCUUUUGCGUGGAGGCUCAAAAAACUCAAGAUGUUGACAAGCUGAAUGAUGGCUUUCUAAAAAUGCUUAAUGAAGAACUGAGCUUGGAAGAAGUAGUUUCACUUUAUUCGGCUUCCAUUCUUUUGUUCUUGUUGACGGAAGACGGGCAAAGGCGACCAUUCCACCAACGACUGGAACUUCUAAAUGGAAUUUUUAACUACUCCGAUACUCUGAAACCCACUAUGAUACAUUAUGCCACAGUGGAGAUCCUGCACAAUAUUAAGCUGGUCAGUGUCGAACACGAAUAUUGCUUCCUGUACUUACUGGAGGUUAUUCCACACAUUCUCGUGUCUAGCGAUACGGGGAAGAUGAUUUCGCUUUGCCUAUUGCGAGGUAUUCUGGCCGACCUUUCCAACUCAACUAUUAUUCUGAACAUCUAUCGCAAUCUUUACGAAGCAUGGGAAAUGAUUCAGCUAAUCGGUCAGGAUGCGAUUCUCAAGGAGUGGUCACUGCGCAAAACCUAUAUCCUCGUUAGGGUAUUUUCCUUAACUCUGGCAUCGGCAGUCCUUAAUUCGUCUAAUCAGGGAUUAAAGACGGCUGGUUACAGGGGCUUUGAUUUGCCUCCUGGUGCAUCGGAGUUCUGCGACUGGUUUAGGACGCUAAAAGAUAGGCUGGAUGAAAAAUACAAGCAACUUAAGAGCAGGGAGGGACUUAUGUUGGUUCGCUUUAUUGAGCACAACAUUAUCGGCUACCUAACGGAGACAGCUAACGAAUCUAUGUCCGAGGCUGGAACCGAGGCGGUUUCGGAGCCGGGAAACGACACUACCGCCUAG
Drosophila bipectinata is the source of this 1010-nucleotide messenger RNA. RefSeq lists its product as uncharacterized. The record is from RefSeq and is a predicted model, not a curated record. Lineage: Eukaryota; Metazoa; Arthropoda; Insecta; Diptera; Drosophilidae.